This is a messenger RNA of Cyprinodon tularosa, 2384 nucleotides long. It is a transcript of the gene dgke, whose product is annotated as diacylglycerol kinase, epsilon. The record is from RefSeq and is a predicted model, not a curated record. Bases 156 to 1865 code for a protein of 569 amino acids. Gene Ontology annotation, molecular function: ATP-dependent diacylglycerol kinase activity. The transcript is spliced from 11 exons. Lineage: Eukaryota; Metazoa; Chordata; Actinopteri; Cyprinodontiformes; Cyprinodontidae.
CUCUUCCUGUUUGUAGUUUUCCUGUCUCCAAACUACAGAGCAGCAUCCUGUUGAUGCCAGAGAACAUGGCCUUAGCGGAAAAACGUCGCUUUUUGGUGACUCUGCGCUUCUCUUGUUAAAAUCCGCCCGUCGCUUGUGUCCGAACCGCGGCCGCCAUGUGCCAGGAGGGGGGCGAGGGGCAGCAGGAGGACUGCGGCUCCAGGGAGGAGUGGACGCUGUUAUUCUGGACCUCUCUGGCCGUCAUCAUCCCGGUCCUCCUGACGCUGUGGUGCAGCGCGCAGCGCUCCAAGAGGAAAACCUACAUCAAGGAGUUCUUCAGGAAGAGCAAACACGGCUGGCAUUACACCGACCUGUUCAAUAAGCCCACCUACUGCUGCGUCUGCUCCCAGCACAUCCUGCACGGAGCUUACUGCGACUGCUGCGGCGUGUGCGCGGAUGAGGAAUGUUUGCAUCGGGCCGACCGGAGCCUCCCCUGCAAGGAGAUCGUGGCUCCGUCCCGACCCGACGGAACCAUGGAGCACCGCUGGGUCCGCGGAAAUGUGCCCCUGGCUAGUUACUGUGCUGUGUGCAAACAGCAGUGUGGUACCCAGCCCAAACUGUGCGACCUCAGGUGCGCCUGGUGUCAGACCACAGUCCAUGACGACUGCGUUGAUGGCUUAGCGGAUGGAGACGUGUGUGAUCUGGGUGAAUUCCACAGCCUCAUCAUCCCUCCGCACUACCUCUACCGCGUCAACAAGUUGCGGCGCCGGCAUCCUGAUGAGUUCAGCAAGCUGGGGGCCUCCUGUGGGAGCAGCUGGACUCCUGUAUUGGUUUUGGCCAACACACGAAGCGGCAACAACAUGGGGGAGGCUCUGCUGGGAGAGUUUCGAACCCUUCUCAACCCUGUGCAGGUGUUUGACCUAUCUGAGCUGACUCCUUCCAAAGCCCUCCAGCUGUGCACCUUACUCCCCCCCGGCAGGGUCCGGGUGUUAGUAUGUGGAGGUGAUGGCACUGUGGGCUGGGUCCUGGAUGCAAUUGAUGCAAUGAAGCUCAAGGACCAAGAUCAGUUCAUCCCCAGGGUGACCAUUCUGCCUCUGGGAACAGGAAAUGACCUUUCCAACACUUUAGGCUGGGGAGCUGGGUAUGCUGGAGAGAUCCCCGUGGAGCAGGUUCUCCGUAAUGUUCUGGACGCCGAAGUGAUCAAAAUGGACAGAUGGAAGGUGCAGGUAGCUUCAAAGGGCGUCUACUUUCGAAAACCAAAGGUUCUGUCCAUGAACAACUACUUCUCUGUAGGGCCUGAUGCUCUGAUGGCGCUCAACUUCCACGCUCAUCGCGAGAAAACGCCCUCCUUCUUCUCCAGCCGCAUCAUAAACAAGGCUGUGUAUUUCCUGUAUGGCACCAAAGAUUGUUUAGUGCAGGAGUGUAAGGAUCUGGAUAAGAGGAUUGAGCUGGAGUUGGAUGGGGAGAGAGUGGCACUGCCCAGCCUGGAGGGCAUAAUCGUUUGUAACAUCGGCUACUGGGGAGGAGGCUGCCGGCUUUGGGAUGGUAUGGGAGACGAACCCUGCCCCCCGACUCGGCUGGACGACGGGCUGCUGGAGGUUGUGGGUGUUUUUGGAUCCUUCCACUGUGCUCAGAUACAGGUCAAGUUGGCCAACCCUGUUCGACUGGGACAGGCACACACUGUCAGGCUGGUUCUGAAGAGCUCCACAAUGCCAAUGCAGGUAGACGGGGAGCCUUGGGCUCAGGGACCCUGUACCAUCACCAUCACCCAUAAGACCCAGGCGUUCAUGCUGUACCACAGCGCUGAGCAGACCGACGAUGAUGACGAGUCCAGCAGCUCUGAGGCGGACAGCCCGGCGCCUUGUGGCUCCUCCAGAACCCCCUAGUUGGCCACUGUGAUCCCAAGCUCCUCGUGUGUUUGUUACUGCCUUUCAGUCUGAUUUCACUGGUCCAUCAUUUGAUCGAGUUGGUUUCUACUUCGUAUGCACACUCAUGUUUGAGUGAUCGCAUUUGAUCGAUUUUGUGCAAUAGUUAUAUAGUUUUAAAUAUUUCACAUAACUAAAUGAAAAGUCUAGAUUCUUCAAACCCUUAUUUGUUGCAACCCAUAGCUCAGGCGUUUUUACUUUCUGGAGCAGUCAGGACGAGUGAGGAUAUGUUAAAGAAAGCUUUCUGUGUAUUUGCACUGAUCCCUUGUGCCAUAUUGUGCUAUUUAUUCUGCUUUAUUUAAAAUAGUUUUCCUUUCAGUAAACCAAAUCUGACAUGUUUCCCAAGUCCUCUAAAAGCCAAAUUUAAACCUUCAGCAGGCCAUGAAGCUGUGAUACAAAGAGUCCUGUUGCCAACAACUCUCAGUGGUUCCUUUAUGACGGUUUUAUGGUAAAAACUAAACAAAAAAGGUUCAGUAAUCA